GUUCUGUCAAGUGUUGGCAUGGUUUACGAAGAGUAUGAACUCUUCUGGUUUGUUUCUACGAAAAAAAAUAAAACAAAUACAUUCUGUUUCUUUUUUACAACAAAUGCCACUCGUCAUUUCUCUUUCUCUGUCUCCGGUUUAAUUCUCCUUCCCAAAACGGGACAAAAUUGAAUAAUCAUCCGCUUCUCAUCAGUCUUCCUCCGUGUUCCAAAGUGCUUAAUGAAUUAGGGUUUUAGUUUUGAGCUGUGAUCAUCCUAUUUAAGGUUUUCGAAACCAAUCUCGUACUUAUUGGUGUUUUAUGCGUAACAAAGGCUCUAAUUCAGGAUCUGGUUUGAAAGAAUGAAUUACCUUAUUGGAGCUUUCAAGUCACCUUGUCACAUCUCUAUAAACUUUGUUGAUGGAAGAACUCGCAAGCAGGUACAAUUAAAGAAGGAAAAUGGUCAAACAGCAAUGGUUCCUCUAUUCCGAAGUCAAGAAAGCAUUGUUGGAGAGGUUGUUUUGGAACCAAUCCAAGGGAAGAAAGUCGAACAUACUGGUGUUAAAAUUGAGCUCCUUGGACAAAUAGAGCUGUACUUAGAUAGAGGAAACUUCUACGAUUUUACUUCCUUAGUCCGUGAACUGGAUGUUCCUGGUGACAUAUAUGAAAAAAAAACUUACCCCUUCGAGUUUUCAACUGUUGAAAUGCCAUAUGAGACAUACAAUGGGGUUAAUGUAAGGCUUAGGUAUAUUCUGAAAGUGACAAUCAGUCGUAGCUAUGUGAGCAACAUUGUCGAAUGUCAAGACUUUGUGGUACGCAACUUCACGCCACCCCCAUCAAUCAACAACAGCAUCAAGAUGGAAGUUGGAAUCGAAGAUUGCCUACACAUCGAGUUUGAGUACAAUAAAAGCAAGUAUCAUUUAAAGGAUGUUAUCAUUGGCAAAAUAUAUUUUCUACUUGUGAGAAUCAAGAUAAAAAAUAUGGAGCUUGAGAUCAGACGCCGAGAGUCAACAGGAUCAGGAGCUAAUACAUAUGUUGAGACAGAGACCCUUGCAAAAUUUGAGUUGAUGGAUGGCGCUCCAGUCAGAGGAGAAUCGAUUCCAGUUAGACUCUUUCUUAGUCCAUAUGAACUGACACCAACAUAUCGCAACACUAACAACAAAUUCAGUGUCAAAUACUAUUUGAAUCUUGUUCUUGUGGAUGAAGAAGACCGGCGGUAUUUCAAGCAGCAAGAAAUCAUUAUAUAUCGCCCCGAGUCAUCCUAAGUAUUCCAGCCUGAAGUAUCUUGCACCAGUCCAUCCUAAAAACAGAAAACAUACAUGAGUGCCUUCUGGGACUUCAGGUUGUAUUCUUUGAAAAGAAAAGGCUACACUCAAAUACUCGGAUGUCUUCCUUCCUAUGUUUUUAGUUGUUUGCUACUCAUAGUACAAGUUUAAUAGCCCAUAGCAUUUUGUUUUAUGGUAUGGUAUUCUUCAGUUCUAGGUGAAAAUGGAGGACAUUAGGGUGUGAGGUGGGAUUGUACAGUUGAUAGCCGGUUUGGCAUCAGAAAACCUGAAAUAAGGUUAAAAUUUGGUCAACUUUCCUGAGUUA
Papaver somniferum (opium poppy) is the source of this 1567-nucleotide messenger RNA. Its product is annotated as vacuolar protein sorting-associated protein 26B-like. The transcript is spliced from 12 exons. NCBI's taxonomy places the organism in Eukaryota, Viridiplantae, Streptophyta, Magnoliopsida, Ranunculales, Papaveraceae. Gene Ontology annotation, biological process: retrograde transport, endosome to Golgi; intracellular protein transport. The coding region runs from base 340 to 1242 and encodes 300 amino acids. Gene Ontology annotation, cellular component: retromer complex; endosome. The record is from RefSeq and is a predicted model, not a curated record.